Messenger RNA from Prunus armeniaca (apricot), 210 nucleotides. Lineage: Eukaryota; Viridiplantae; Streptophyta; Magnoliopsida; Rosales; Rosaceae. The record is from the annotation of a GenBank genome assembly.
AUGGUUGUGAUCACUUCUGAUAUUGUCAACACGUGUGCAAAGUGGCUGGUCAGCCAAGGCAACAGGCCCCCCCAGGUGAGGUUUGGACCUCCAGCGCAAACAAUGCAGCCCGGGCAAGCCCUGGGUUCCACCAGCCCAGGCAAGCCCAAGGGCAGAUCUUGCCUGGGCUUCAGCCCGAAGGCGCUAACGUCAGUGGUGAUGUUACGCUGA